AGUACAUAAAUUGCCUACUUUUGAAAGCGGUAGGUGAACAAUUGUAUCCGUUUAUUAAAAUAUUUCCAAAGAUACAAACAUAUUUAUAAUCAGAAUAUGAACACAGAGGUUUUAGUCGACGCAUUGCCAUAUUUUGAUGCUGGUUUUGACGAUCCAGGAGUUAGAGAGACAGUGCUUGCUAUGGUAGAAGAAGAAUGUAAAAGAUACAAACCAACAAAGAAUUAUCUUGAAUAUCUUCAACCCAUAAAUACAUCAAGUUUCGAAACUGAUUUAAUGCGAAAUGAAUUUUCAAGAGUUGAAAGCGGCACAAGAAUGGAAACAAUGAGCACUAAACGUUAUGAGCUACCGGCACCACCUGCAGGAAAAUUAGGAGAACUUCAAGCAUGGCAAGAAAGUGUCGACAACAGUUUGUCUCAAUUAGAGCAUCAAUCAAUUCGUUCAUUAAAUCUUGAAUUAAUGAAUAAGUAUGGAACUGAGACUUGGAAACAAGCUUUAGAGAUUAUGAUUGGCAUGGGCGCAAAAGCCCAAAAGGAAUUACAAAAUCUUAAAAAGGAAAUUCAAGACAUUAACUGGAAACGAAAAAGUAUACAACUGCAAACUGGAGAAAAACUAAAUAAUCUUAAUCAACAAUGGGUCUCUCUUGUAUCUUGCAAUUAUGAAAUCGAGCAAGCUAUAUCAAUGCUAGAACUUCAAAUUCAACAAAUAAAGCAUAAGAAAUGUAUUCAAGAUGAGACAAUUUAAUUGAAGUUGAUGUAAAAUCCUAAGACACUAAAAUGGAAUGUGCGCCGAUUUUAAUAAAAUUAAUUUUUUCUUAAAGGA
This is a messenger RNA of Clunio marinus, 819 nucleotides long. Lineage: Eukaryota; Metazoa; Arthropoda; Insecta; Diptera; Chironomidae. The record is from the annotation of a GenBank genome assembly.